CAAUGUUGUCGCCCAUAUUGUCCGCGAAAUAUUUUAAGUCAGCGACAGUAGCAACUCUUUGGCCAGCGAAAUUUGUCGCCUUUUUACGUUGAUUGUGAUUGAUGUUAACAGAAAGUCCUUUCAUGGUUUGUAUGUAGAAGAACCAUGACUGAGGACGGUCCACGUCGGUCAAGAGGAAUAACUUUGCAGUGCGGUCUGGCUCGGGAGACCUACGGUUUUGAAGGGAAAGAUCUUAACGCUCUGAAGGAACUGGCAUGUUCGUUCCUCGACCAAAAGGUACAAAUCGCUAACCCGCUACUUAGGCCAGGUGCUCUCAGUGCCGUGAAAUUGUCACUGAUUUGAAAAUCUCAAUCUUAUGCUCGUGGUUGGGGUCUCUCGUAGUGUGAGUUUGUCAUUUGGAAACGACAAUUUGACUGACGAUUUGAUCUGAUCAAUCGGCGUUGCAUGUUUUUCAAACGUUAUUUUUCAUUGAGCUUAUCUAACCGCUGUUCUUUAUAUUCAACACCAUCCCUUUAAAAUUCCCCUGACCGCGAGGGUUAUAUUUUUUGUUUUAGUUUAUUUAACGGAUUGUAUAGGCAUAAGCUUUAAAUGACAGCUCGUGAAGGCCACUCUCAGUAAAUCAUUUUGUAUUUAUUUGUUAUCAUCUUAAGCUUGUAUGCUACACAAUCUUUACCCUACUUCGCGGGCAAGAUAUCUCAACUCAACCAAACCAGUUCGUGUGGCUGCGAAAGAAACAACAGGCGGCUAUAACAUACAAACAAUGUCAUAUAUAUAUUUUCAGUUCAUUCAACCAAGGGUACCCAAGCAAGACUUGAGCUUACCAUAUUAUUGGCAACCAAUUUUGCCCGGCAAAUUUUUUUUCGAAAACGUGUCCCUUAACGAAGAAGAAUGGAUCUAGAAAUAUAAUUUACGUCGCUGUCAAGAGUACAAAAUCUGCCAUUUAAAAACCCAUAUUGUAUAUUAAAUGUGAAGUGAUUGAUCUACAAUCGAGGCAUUAGUUUCGAAUGUUGUCAAGAUCUUAGAUCGUAACGACGCCCAAGCAAGUAUCAGCCGUAAAAUUGCGUUUGAAUAUGUAGUUUAUUGCCGAUUUUUCAUGUACGUUCCACAGAAGUCGUAUUAUUGAUAUUGUCCGACGUUUUUUGCUGGGGAAAAAUUUGGAAAUGCAGAAGAAAGACAAAAAAUCGAGCAUCGAGGCAGAUAUUGCUGUUCCUACUAAUUCGAACUUCCUGUUGUAAAAAGGGGCCAUUCGGGUGAAUAUAGAUUAGAACAAAACUACUCCAUACUGUUCGAAAAAUAUUUUCUUAUUUUCUAAUGGAUUCGAUGCUUAAGGCUAUUAUAAUAAACUCGGGUUACACAUUUGUGUUCUCUAAAAAAUAUACAGCGAACGAGUUUUGCAUACUUACUUGUAGCUUCAAUUUUAAAAUAAUAACAUGUGCCCUGUGAAACAGUAGCGUCAUGCAUAUAAAACACGCGAUAACGAAAAUUAGCUUGCAGCAUGUUAAGAAUGCAUAUUUUAGCCUCAUCUUAAAAAAAUAUUGACCAGUUUAUUUGAAUUAUCAGUGAUUAUUUUUUUAUCUUAAUUUCUCGCUUACAGUAAUGUUCAAAAAGUAAUGUUUAAGGGGCAAAGAGGUAAACCAGAUGCUAAAAUGAUGACCAAAAUUAGUUAAUUUGCGUGAUGGUUUAGUGAAAAUUAAAGUUUUCACUUUCUCAAAGCAGCUGUUUGAAUUGAACUUGUUAAAUGGUUAUUAGGAAGAGCUAUAUAGUUUAUUUGUUAAAUUUAACAAUUUGAGUUUUUUCCUAUUUGUCCAUUGCAUUGCUACCCACAGUUUUGCCGAAUCUGUAGUCUACAUGUUUGAUAACAGACAAAUAAAAUAUUAAUAAGUGGCUAGUAUUGUAGUCUAUGCUUAUCAUUUAAGUUAUAAGAAAAUACCAGAUGAUGCUGGAUAUGAGAUGUCUGUAAAAUGUUUUCAUUAAUUCACUUGGUAGAAUGUAUCUUAGGCUGUUCCCAGAGAAAAUGACUUUGGCCAGUGUCCCGCUGAUGCUUCAUAAAGCUUGAUGACAGGUUUUUUUGGGCAUCAGGUGACAUUUAUAUUAGAAACCAUUAAAACACAGACGAUGUUAUAGCAUGAUUUGUUGCUGUCUUGAGCGACAAAUUUCUGAGCUGCAUUUUUAACAAUGAGUUCUGAGCAGCUGUUUGUAACAUAAGUGAUAGACUACGUUGGGUAUUUUCCUGCAAAAUCAGUUCAUGCUCCUGACAUCAAGUAUUAUGUCUCCUUGCAUAUAUUACCCAUGAUACAGAGCUCUCAAGUCUCACUCAUUAAGCAUUAAACUCAUGCAAACCAAUCCAAUCGUGCGCUCUCACGCUGAUUCAGCCAAAUGUUUAUUUCUCAUGUAUUUGAGGUCUCUGAAUUGAGAAGUUGAAGAUUGCUGCUUUAGUUGGGUACGUAAAUAAUUUUCAAUCUUACAGGCUAUAAUAAUAAUUAUUUUACUCCUUGUUUUCUGUUUCACACCAAUCAGUCGGUUUAAUGACUAUUGUACCUGCUCCUGCUCUUGGUGACAGCAUGUACAUGUACAGCAAAAAGGUUUGGUGUCAUAACAUGUUAAUAUCAUUUCUGGAUAAUUCAAACUGUUACAUAAGUGUUGAUUUUUGUUAAGUUAUAGCAAAACCUGAGAUCUAAAUACUUUCUUGAAGGCAGCACAUUUCCACUCAGAAUAAAGGAAAACACGUAUUAGCUAUUUCAGUUUCUCCGAAACUUUCUGAAGAAGCGUGCCCCUCAGACUCCCAAGGAUGGUGGCGACUGCAAAAAAACUCACUCUUUGUCAUCAAGUUAACGUGAGAGCUCCGCAUGAUACCAGGGCAUUAUGCUGAAAAUUAUGCUUGGCUGGAGACUGUCAUUUAAUGCCUGUCAUUAUGCUGGAACAAAACGACACUCUUCCACCUCGCCCUCUGCUGAUAGGUUUUUUUUACAAUGCUUUUGGUUCCCCUCUGAUGCUUCAUUUUUUCCACUAUAAUGCUCAGUAUUGCUUAUCAUAUACAUGUACAGAGGCUUUUUUAAUGUUCAUUGUAAACAACAAAGUAUCUGAGUUAAUGUUUUUCAUAGACCAAAAGAUAAUGGUCUAAACAGCUUUAUAAGGGUUACAUUUGAGCUUUGUUUUAGAUUUUGACAUUAAGUGCUCAUUUUCUCAUUAAAAAAUAUUUUCAAAUUCAUUUCCUCUCAAAAAAAAACAAACAAACAAUUUUUUUGGAAAAAUUCCACUAAAAUGCUGGAAUAAUGCAUCAUUCUUUGGUUCACUAAAAUGCUCGAAGAAUUGCGAGCAUAAUGUGCAAAAGUCUAUCCUGUGUCCUACACAAUCUUUCACUUACUUUGCAAAGAAAAUGUCUGGGAAGCCUAGCCAUUGAGAUAACCGUGCCAUGUAUUUGUCGCCAAAAAUGUUUUGCACACAAGUGUCUAAUGAUCUUCAAAGGUAUUCAGUUCCUAAAAUGUCUGUGCUUUUAUUAACGUUGUACAUUCUCGCUGGUAUUGGCUAAAACAAGUUAUUGAGUUAUUGACUCCUUUUCCAUGAAUUUAACUAUUAUUUGGGAUGAAGAAUAUUUAACUAUUAUUCUUUGAAAUCAAGGUGAAUAGUGGCAGAAUAUUUACUAACCUGUGAAGCGGCGAGGUAAAUAUUACUAAGGCCACCAUUCUAUUUUUUGUUGUUUCUCGCAAAUGCUGUCAAUGAUGGCUACGAUUGAGGAGAGCGUUGUUUAUCUGUAGUGUUUUUUUGCAUUGUUUACUUGCUGGCAUGUACAAUUUUGGAAAAAAUAUUAGCUAGCUUUCCUUGUUUUCUUCAUAAAUUAACUUCCCUUUUUUGGCAAAAUUCGUCUUGCAAGGAAAUCCUGAGUUCACAAAACGGUGACUAAAAUAUUAUUAAUGUCCUCGCUCUUCUGUGUAGGGAUAAAAGUUGUUUCAAGCGUAUAAAAAGUCAGCUACAGUGAAUCACUGCACAAUAAAUCACCCUCUUUAAACACCAUGAAGUUUUUUCUCACCUUCAAAAACAUCAGCACUAGGAUGUCAUUGUAUGUUCAAAAACUUCUACCUCUGAAACUUUGGCAAAACACCCAGUCAGAUUGCUUGAAUCACCGAGAUCACUGAUGUUUGUUAUAUCGAGGAUCUACUGUACAUGGGUUUCAGCUCUGCAAUACAACAUAUGAUUAUGCUAAGCAGUAAGAGUUUUUUGCCAACAUGAUGUGUUAUUCCUAAUGCCCCAGGCAUGAAAAAUUGUUGGUAAUUCUUACAAUGUAUGUCGCAGGGCAAAUCAUUCCUACCUUUGCUUUGAAGCCACAUCCGUGAAGGUUCGUUUGCUAACAAAGUCUUUUUUUGGCUCUUGGUGGUGACGAGACAAACCUAUUGUUAGAUCUAAGGUCGUCUGUAGACUUUGUCUUGAAAUUUAUCGGGUCUGAGAGGUAUUUUGGCCCAUAUUGUGUAGAUGACUUUGAAAUUAAUAAAACAAUGAUGAUCUUGAAUUAAAAUACAAUCCUAAACCUAACCAGUAGCCAAUGUUAAUUAAACAACUGUCAGUGGCAUUGUGAUGAAGAUUAUGCAGGCAUAAUCCAGUAUAUCCAAAAAUCAUUGCAAAAUGAUACAAAUGUAAUGACUAGUGUCACUACUCUAAGUUUUGACCUAUGAUGAAUUUGUAGUGAUUUGUUUGAGAUAAAGGAGAUAUUUACCAGGUGGUGAGCAUCAGAUUUUAUGUGUAGUUUCAUGUGACUUUUGAUAACCUUUGUUGUAAACAAACCCAUUCUCUCUCAGAUACUGUACUUGUACGAACUACAAGUCACUAUUUCAAGUUCACAUUAACUUAUAUUUUUUCCUUCCCUUUCACUUGUACUGUUUGAAAAUUGAAUUGAAAUCUGACCCUCAGAAGGUGAAUUGAGCAGAACAUUUGAGGGGGCUACAUGUAGGCUAAAUAAGACUGCCCAACAUUUUAAAGCUUGAUUGUAUUUUUGUAGUUGCGUGAUUCAUUCUAUGAAACAACUCUAUUAUUUUAGCUACAUAUAUAAACAAAAGCUUUUCAUGGCUAGAAGUAUCUUAAUCUAUUGUAUGCCGGUCUACAAAUAAAUCUUAGCAUUGCUUGGAUUGGUCUGAAUUACCAGCUGUUAUGUAAGAACCUGUUAAUUCUUACUUAGGAAAAUGCAAGUUGUGCGUAAUUACUGUUUUAAAUACAGAAAAAACUCGUAAAAUUUUUACAGUAGGUGAUUCUUUAUAUUUUAAUAAGUAUUUUUUGGUUUGAUUUCAUUCCAGUUCUCGGACCACUCGUGUAUUGGCAUAGCUGAUAAAGUCAUACUGUUUGUACAUAACUACUCCUCAACAAACAUCUUGGAAAAGUUAACAAGUGUGGAGCAGCUCAAUGAGGCAUCUGUUAUUGAAGUGGUUGUUUCAGGUAUGUUCAGAUAUUAUGUUCAUGAAAGCCCUAUCAACCCUUUGAGUCCCAAUAUCCACACGCAAAUUCUCCAAACUGAUCUCUAUACUUUGUGUUUAAAGAAUUUCUUUGCUUUGUUUUGACAAAAGAUCUGGCUUUUUCUGAAGGUGAUCAUUUUAUCAGUGAUCACCUCCUACUUAAAAAUCUAUGGAUAUCGUUGGGGGAAAAUUGCUGUUGGUCACUAGUGGGACUUCAAGGGUUAACAUUCAGUACACAAGAAUGUACAUGAUUGUAUAUGUGUGAUUUGAUUUCUAAUUUUGCUUGUAUGUUGGAUGUCGAGCAAAUUUUGAAUGUUAAUAAUUUAUCAAAUACUGUCAUGACCAAAAUUGUUUCAAAUACCUACUUAAGAGUCAAGUGGCUGGAAUACCACUUGAGUCAUGGUAGCAGAAGAUUAAACAAGAAAUCCUUAUUGUUGGGUUCCUUUGGGAUAGAGCGGUUUUCACUUGACUGUCCUAAAACCAAAACCAAAGUAAAUACACUAGCCAACCAAAGGGCGUAGUAAAACCAAAACCAAAACCAAAACCAAUUACUUUCGACAGUCAAGUGAAAACCGCUCUAUGAUCCUGAUCAGGAUCAGUGAUCCAAGACCACUCGGACCAUGGUACAUCAAUGAAGCAAUGAAUCCUUUUCCGGGGUGGAUUUAUCCAGGCAUCUGAUUGGGUGCGAUAAAAAAUCAGAAAUUGUGUGAUAUUUUCUGGUUAGAUUAUGCGAUAAGAUAGGACUAUUAUGCGAUAAAUUGUGAUUUUGUCAGGGCUAAUUUACAUUGUUUUACCAGGUUUCAAAGGAGAAAAACCACUUUAAUGUUGUCUAACAGGCAAUUUGAAUGUAAAGGAAUGAUAAAACAUCUAUUUUAAAACAAAAUAGUUAAAAAAUUUUGAUCCAGAAAGGAAAAAGGACCCUUGCUUAAUAUUACAUAACGUUGUUACACCACUGACCACACUGCUUGUCUCUGAGAUCAAAAUGGCUGCCCAGAUACCGCGAUCAAAGGUUUCAGAUGUCUUGCAAGGCUUUAUUUAGUGGUAAAUCACCUUAAAUGACAUUAAGAUUGGGAAAAUGUUUAAUUAAAGUUAGAAUUCCUUUUUUACGAAUUAUGCGAUUUUCCUCAAAUUAUGCGAUCGGAUGCGAUUUGAGGUCAAUUGUGUGAAAUUGCACCAUUGCGUAAUAUUAUCAGAUGGCCUGUUUAUCAGUUCCUUUCAAAUUGAUGUGCUGUGAUCCAAGUAAUCUUGGAUCACUGAUCCUGAUCUGGAUCAUCCCAAUGGAAUGCAACCAGAGAUUUGAAACUAAGCUGAGUUCUAGCCAGGGGGAGAGGGGGAGGGGAAGGCUAUUUGGGGUCAAUCUUUGCUGGUUAUACACUGCUGGCUUCUUAGAAUCUCUACCCCAGUAUUGUCUAUUGUGUGGCCAGUUAUACACCCCGUCUUAGUCACCUUUAGGCAGAUGUAAUUUAGUUUGCCAGCAAGUCUAUUUAUGCAUCUGCCUUAUAAAGCCUAGUACACUGUACAUAUAGGUCAGUCAUCAAAAAAAAUUAAUGAAUUCAAACAUUUUUUCAAAUUCCUACAUUGUAGAUUUUAAAAAAAUAUUCUUAACCCAAAAUCGGGGAAGUGUGAUACCCAUUCUAGUAACUUUUGUGAAAGUGUAACCCCACUAUAGUCAAUCCACUCAUGAAAAUGCAACCCCAGCCCAUCCAGCAGCACAUCCCUAUUAGCCUGUUACAGCUGUACUGGGAAGUACCCUCCCUGAGGCUGAGUUUAGAGGAAAAAUGGAGGUGUCAGAUACAUUGUAGAGAGGCAGUGGCAUGUGGCUCUCCAGCGGCAGCCCUAAUACCUGCCUCUGGUUUCAAAGGGUCUGUGCCUCAUGCAUUAGACUGUUUAGCCAGCAGCGGACUUGUGGGAUGGUCCCCUCCUUCCUUCGAUCCUUGCGUGAAAGGCAUCAGCCGUCAAUACAAAAAGUUUGGUGCAUGAAUCUUCACAUAACAGCCUUGACAUUAAUUUUUCUUACAUGGCCGUUACGUCACUUAAAUGUGUAGUCGCGCUGUUCCAAAGUUCAUCUCUUUCUGUAAAUUAUUUGUCAAAUGUUGGCAUUUUCAGGAGUUGAAUUCUAACAGACUGUAUCGAAGUUCAGGAAAAGAAAAAGUGAAGUUAGGCAUUUUCAGGUCGUAGUCGUAGAGUGACGGCAAACAAAAUAAUGUACAAAAAAGCGUGAUGCACGGGCAGAGUUGUUGUUUUGCCAAUUUAAACCUAUUGCAUUUUUGCCGUUCUUGUUGACGUCACCGCCCUCGUUGCUUAAGCUCCCUUAUGUUGAUAAUUAUAGUGGCAGAAGUAUUACUUUAAGUAUUAUGUUAGAGCAAUUUUCGUAUGACCUUGAAAUGAAAACGCGCGAACAAAACAAAAACAAUAAACGAACGGAAAUAAAGCGAUUUGAUUGGUUUAUCGAACGGAUACAAAAUCACCUGGCUUUUGGUUGGUUAAGCUAACGUUCGGCUGAAAAAACUUCAAGUCAAGUCAAGUCAAUUUUUAUUACAAUUUCAUGCCCGAAGAACUUUCUAGAAAUCGCUUUGACGUCAUACUGCAACACGAUUGGUCAAUCGAACAAUGCCUUCUCCAUAUUAGGGUUUUCUUUGGCGGGAAAACGAAGAGUCCAUGUUUUGUUCUUUUCAUCCAUUGGCUGAUAAAACAAAUAGCACUUACGGAAACCAUUUUUCAAGGUCAUACGAAAAUCGCUCUAAUGGGUACCCUCUGUGCUCCAACAGUCCCCUUUCAGUCACCUACCCCUAGCUUAUCUCUUGUUGAUAGUUUUAAUAGGGCACAAUUUUAGUUACCGUUAUUUUCUGUUGAUAAUUUUUCAAUGCCACUUGUUUUGUAGCAAAAGUUCCCGAGGAUGAGACAAUCAUUCGACCACACCUUCUGACGGUCCACUCCUACAGAUCUCCUACAUUUUGUGACUUUUGUGGUCAGAUGCUUUUUGGCCUCGUAAAACAGGGACUCAAAUGUGAAGGUAUGAAGGCCACGGUCAAAGUCAUUAGACACCUCAGGAUCAGGGUUUGGCCAUCUUCCAGCAAACGGCAAACCGCGGUUUGCGAUUAGUGGUUUCACGUUGCCCGUCUGUCCCAGUCCAUCAUUUGGGACUUAAGAUUUAAAAGGAGGAACGUAUGGACAAACUUGAAGAAGAGUGAAACGGAUUAUAAUCGUGGUUUUUUGAUAACUUGUUAGCCUAACCCUUUUUCAAAGUUCAGUUAUCUUGUUUGUGACGUUUGGUAUAAUGCUAAGGAGACAUUAUUUGUGUGACACGAAGCUGUAAUUUUGCCAUUCACAACUAAUUUCUCAAAUUAUAUACACUGUAGCCAAAAAGGCCACUGGAAUUAUCAAAAAAAAAAUGAACUAAACGGUCAGGACACAGCCACUUUAAGGUCUUUGUUGUCAAAACUAAGUGCCUUCUCCAGUCUCUCAUUUUCAUACAUGUUAUCUGUGCAGUCAACGAUGAAUGUCUUCUGCUUUCAGGCUUCUUCUUUCCAAUUGCUUAAAUUGGAAAAUUAACUGCGAUGAUCAUUCUUCACUCUCAUCUACUACCGCAGUUCAAAAAUGAAUUAUUUCAUAUAGUUAUACUUCACAUCAUUUCACUCCUCACGGGAGAUAUGAACUCAAUAAGUUGACCUCACUCCCAAUGUGUGGCUUCAUAGCUCAGUUGGUAGAGCAACGCACCGGUAACGCGGAGGUCACGGGUUCGAAUCCCGUUGAAGCCCUGAUUUUUUCAGGCUUCUUCUUUCCAAUUGCUUAAAUUGGAAAAUUUACUGCGAUGAUCAUUCUUCACUCUCUUCUGCUUUCGUUGCAGGAUGUGGCGGUAAUUAUCACAAGAAAUGUGCAUACAAAAUACCCAAUAACUGUUCAGACUCAAGACAUCGCACUAGCUCCACCAUAGUAAAUAGUCCUUCGAAUACCAACACCCUUCCGAGGCCGUCAUCACAGGUUGUUGACCCUGUUUUACUUCAGCAUUCUAACUCGCUAAAUGACAGCAUGCCAUCAUUGAAAGAAAGAAGAGCUACAUGGAGUGGGCGAUCAGUGUGGAUUGAGCCAGCUCUCUCAGGAAGAAUUCAAGUGCCACACUCGUUUGCUAUUCAUUCAUACAAGAGGCCAACGAACUGUCAGAUAUGCAAGAGACUGGUCAGUGAUAUGUCUCCUAUUCAGUUUUAUUCAGGGAUAAUUUUAUCACUAACUUGGGGACAGGGAUUUCCCCGGGUACUAUUAGCAUGACUGCUGCCUUCUUUCAUCGGAAACGAAAGAGGAAUAGGAUAAAAUUAGAACUUCUUAGAGCUCUGUUCAGUUCUCCUGCUACUAACUGCCUAUACCCAACAAAUUGAAUCUUUGUGAAAGCCAUGUAGUUCCUCUUCGUUAUAGGCAAAUUCUUGAUCACAAAUUUUUUCCCCUUUCCCAAUUGUAACUACAUACCAUUUUGUAAAGUUACAAAAAAGUCAAGUUCUAAAUUUCUAAAGAGCAGAGCAUUACCUAGUCUGCUACACAGCCGUUUUUAGUGUCGUCACGCAACGCUCCUCCCCUCUAACGGCUGCUGAAAACCGACUUAGUGUGGAGGAGCAUUGCGUGACGACACUAAAAACGGCUGUGUAGCAGACUAAGCAUUACCCCGCCAUGAAAAUAAUUUCGUCAGCAUAUGCCUAAUUAAUUCUUGGUAAUAUGUGAUGUUGAAGCCCAAAUUUGAACUGAGAAUGUACAGGUUGUAUGGAGUUUUAGACACUUUGCGUCUCAAAAACUUGUUAGUUGUCUGAUGGCUUCAAGGUACGGGAAAACGGGCAGCAAAAAACGUGAAACGAGUUGAAGAGCGAUCAUCAUGUUGCGCGUUUUACUAUUCCACGAAAAAGAGAAACACUUUGCAACCUUAUUUGUUGCAAAGCAGGUUCGAACUUUUUGGUAAAACGCGCAACAUCGCUCUUCAACUCGUUUUGCAGCGAUGUUGGAAAACAAGUUGCGCGCUUUUUAGUUGCCCGCUUUUGCGGUAGCUUAAGCAAAUGGUGCUCUGAAUUUAAGUGCAGUUACUUGAUCUUCUCAAGGGAAAUGCGGUCAAUUUUCUUUUUGCAGUUGAGAGGUUUGUUUCGUCAGGGACUUCAGUGCAAAGGUAAGGAAUUUGAGUGUGAAUUAUCACGGAUAAACUUAGGUUCGCCAAUUCUGGGCAAGGAGACCGCAACAUCAUGUGGCACCAAUUACCGCGGGCCCGUAACAGUCCCUCUUGCCGAUAGCCUGCGUGGCAGGCGUUUGAAAGGGAAGGGAAAACGCGUUUCAGGUGCGAGAGAAACGCGAAGGUCCCUUCCUUUCCCUUUCAAACGCCUGCCACGCAGGCUAUCUUGCCGUAAGAGAUGGAUCACCACACCGGGGAGUACGUCACCUACUCUUUACGAACAGCGUGUGGGUUCUUUGAUGUCCUUCAGAAUUUAUACGUGCCGGAGUUAUGAGACAGGAACUAUGGUUUAUCGUCCUUAUCCGAGAAGGCUAGAAAGUUUAACCGUUUGCAGGUGGCUUUUCAAAGGCAGCACUUUCUCCCCAGUUAUUUAAAGACCCUGAGUGUUGGUUUGGCCGGGGUUUGAACCAGCGGUCUCUCGCUCAGCAGACCGGUGCUUAUCCGUUAACCGGGCGGCGGUUCCGUACCCGCCGUUUUGUUUCCCUUUCAACAUGUAAACUCUCAUUUUCUUCAGUGGCGGAUUCAGACCUGUAAGUAGUUGGGGUGUAGCUUAUUCAGCCCUGAGAUACGAGAGAGAGCUGGCCUCCAAACUAAUUUUUCUCAGCCCUAAAGGCCUCAGUUUGGCCUAAAAAUAAUGUUGGGGCCCGGGUUUCCCGGGAUCCUUUCCGAGAUCCGCCACUGCCCUUUUCUGUACCGAUCUACAACAUUUUUUCGUCACCGGUCGCAAAAAAAAAAAAGAAAACUCAGGGCUUUUAACUCCCGUGUCCCUUUACCCGUUGGUACGUUGCAAAACUUGUUGGUGUAAACAAUCAGAUUUUAUCUGGAACCGUGAUUUGUUUCCUCCCAUGCCGUUCCGUCAUUUUUAACGAAUGAACGGGCCUUGAAUAUGGGCAUGUUAGUGAGUGACUAAUUUCCUUUUUUUUGCAGAUUGUAAGUUCAAUUGUCAUCGGAGAUGUGCAGAGAAGGCGCCAAAGAACUGCCGAGGUGAAGUGGCAAUGAUAGAUACAGGUGACUUGAAAAUACAAUGGGAUUUUUGGAAACCUAAAGAGCGUCAUUGCCCGAAGUUGAUCCUAUGUCAUAUGCACCAUCAGUAUACCCUUUAGCUGGCGAAUGUUUUUUUUUCCUUUUUUUUCUUAUUGACCAGACACAGCGAGUUAUCAGUUGCAUUCAUUUUUGCCUUUAUUUUCACUUGUAAUGUCAUAAAACCAGUUUUGUAUGGCGUUUUUAUAAUUGGCUUUAUCUUUGAUUCUUAGCCUCGCUAUAUUCAACUGAUUCGAGCACCAUUUCAGAAAGUUUCUCGGAGAUGGAUCUGUCCCAUGAUAUGACCUACGGGGAGCAUGAUGAGUAUGAAUGUGAAGUAGAGUCGGCCAGCCGAAGUAACCAGGAGGAAAUCUGCGAGCCUCCAAGUCCUUCGUCGCCGGACAGCGAUCAGCAACAGCUGACUCCGACGAUCAGCAAUAAUAUUCCUCUUCAGCGGAUUGUUGUAUCGGUAAAACACACCAAGAGGAAAGGAUCCAAAGUUCUUAAACAGGGUUGGAUGGUGCACUUCACUAACAAGGAUAUGCAGGUUAGCACAUAGCCUUCCAAGCUUAAGUAAGGCAGCGUGGCUGACCGGUUAGAGUGCUGGAAUUGUAAUCCGAGGGCCCCGAGUUUCAUCCCCGUCCUACCCGCUGGCUGGAUUUGUUCCCGGUAGUCCCGAGUUCAACUUCACGGUCACGAUUGUAAGACAGCUGGUUUGUCUUUAACCGGGCUGUUGGGAUUCUUUAAGUUGUUAUGGUUUAUCCUCAAAUGUUUGUUUCUGGCCUAAUUUGUGGGCCACCUAUUGUGUUACCCCAAUAAAGUCAAUUUUUUUUAGGGCUUUGUCACGCGUUCGUAGGGAAAGAACGUGUAACUAAGCCUAGCCGGCAAGCAGGCUGCCUCAGGGGCUCUGUGGGCGGGGGAGAUGAAAGUUUUCUAGCUCUCCCCAGACCUCCCUAAGAGAGCUUGCUCGCAGGCAAGACGAAACCCUAAGAACGCCUGCAUGGUUGUUAAAAAUUCUCAACCUCCGAAAAUGCAUUUAUUAGGCGAACUCGGUCCGGCUAACAGCCUGAAUCCUGCACAAAUUAUUAAAAAGGACGUUUUGUAAAAUUAAAUACAAUUUGUCGAAAGCCAAGGUCGAGAAUUUAAUAAGACAAUUAAUUUAUUCCUUGCGCCUUUAUUGGAUGCGAUAUUGGUUCUAUUCAAUAUCCAGCGCCGGCUUAUAAAAAAAUGUUAUUUUUAUUCAUUCCGCUUGUUUUUCUUUUUUCUUCAGAGAAGAAGGCAUUACUGGAGACUAGACACGAAGUGUUUGACGCUGUUCAAGGACUCCACAAGUAGCAGAUAUUACAAGGUAACUUAGCUAUGGAGGUUCAAUGGUUCUUGCCAUGAUGCGAAAGUUGUCAAAGACGAGAUGCAGUGCCGCCGGCUUGAGCUGAAGGGUCGGACAUCGGUCGUUUCGAUACAAGUCAUUUCAAUGCAAGGUUGCGCAAAAAUUUUAACCACUUUUAGUAUAGUUUCAAGUGUAGUUAGUUUUAAGUAUAGUAGCGUAAAUACACUGUAGCCUCGAAAUAAACUUAUAGAGACGAAAAAAGGAUGAAGAACUAACCUAGCCAAGUUAUCCCGCAAAAGAAAAUAUAUUCUAAGUAUAAUAGCUUUUUUGUAGUUUUGCAGAAUUUUCAUGUUCUUUUUUCGCUUCUGCAGGAGAUACAGCUGUCAGAAAUUCUUUCGGUUGACUCGAACAUCGACCCCCUAGCAACGGAUGCCACACGAGCUCCCCACUGUUUUGAGAUGAAAACACGUGACAUGGUCUACUACGUAGGGCAAGUCGAGGACGAGAACGAAACACCAGACCCUGAUAGUGGCAUAGGAACAGUAGCGGGGCAAGCCUGGGCCCAUGUCACGCGGUCUGCUCUGAUGCCAGGUUGCGUGACACCGACAACAAGCAGUGCCCCAGGAUCAACAGCUGGUAAUUAAAAUUAGCCUGUGUAACAAGCGUUUCCUCGCGAGUUCGUCGAGAAAGUUGCUCCCUUAAUUAAAAUAUGAAACGUUUUUAGUAUGACAGCCAUGACGCAGUCCCUUUAAAUUCACCAGCCAGCACUUUUACAGAAGUUUUUGUUAAGUUUAGCGAAAGGUAAAGCCUAUGCUUUUCUAAACAGCCAUGAGUGACUAGAAAGAGCUACAGUGAUUGUCCACCAUUUAAACUGAGCGUAUAAUAUUUUACCAUUUUCAAAAACUUGAAAUUGUUCAUAUAGCCCUUUUGUCAUCUAAUGGUAUGGUGAGACAGUUAGGUUAUUCCCCACAGACCGCCUAAGUUAAAACCUUUUUGCAUAGCACACCAAAAAAGCCACAGAAUUUCCUCUGAACAGUUUUCGUUUGAAUUAUGUGAUAACUCUGGGAACAAGGGUGUCACCAAGGGGUGGGGGAUACAAAGUGUCCGUACCGAACCUCUCAUCCCUGGGAACAAGGGUGUCACCCAGGGGUAGGGGAUACAAAGUGUCCAUACCGAACCUCUCAUUUUGUUUCUCCUAAAACUCAACAACAAGUUGCCAAAGUGUUGUUUAUUAAUUUUCUUGUUAGCUGUCAAUAACACAGAUGUUGAGAUGGAAGUUACACAAGAAGAAGAGAGACCUAAAGAUUCACACACGGUAAGUACACUUUACUCACGUGAUAAAAUAACUUAACUCACAUUGUUGAUUAACCACAAUCAGAUUCACUUCGCAAGGUAACUCUUGUCACGUGAUAAGGUCACUGUACUAUCGAGGUAAAUUAGGUGGUCGGUGAAAAAUCAAACCCAGCCCACUUUCUUUCAAAAGACAUAAUAGGUGCCUAUUCCCACGAAGACCUUGAUGAGCAUUGUGCUUUGAAUUAUAUUACUCGAACCCUAACCAGCUCGGUCCAAUCAAUCGGUUUCUCUUGGUAACACUAUCUGUAUUGCUCGAACGGAAGAAGAGAAGAAUUGGGGUGAGAUGGAAGAAGAGCGCGUCUCGUUCUUGUCUUGUUUGUUUGUUUUUGCCUGUUCGUUUUGCUAGCGUCCAGAGAAAAGAUGCUCAAAACAAUCUUCCUGUUAGCCUGCGAACAGGCUGCCAAGUGGAGCGGGGCGAAAAAGAGCGUAGCCUCGAGGAGAAAAAAGGCACCUUUUUUUCCCCCCAGGCCACGCUCUUUUUUGCCCCGCUCGACUGAAGUACACAUUUUUCAUUCAAGGGAAUAAGUUUAUCCUGCAGUUUUUUUUUGCCAUCAGUAUUGUUUGGGACGUUUUGAAACCAGUUAAACAUUGCAUUUUUGGUCUUUUAGGAUAUUAGUCACCUGUAUCAAGUAUUCCCUGAUGAAAUUCUUGGAUCAGGACAAUUUGGAAUAGUUUAUGGCGGUAAGCUGUCGCUGUAUUUCUUCCAUUGAAAUAUAUCUAUUUCUGAGCUUAGUUAUCACGGGAAUUGUUAAAAGUGGAAAUACAGUACUGCGGUUUUACUUGAAUAGCAGUUCAAAGUAGCUAGACUCGGUUCAUGUUGAAUUUAAACAAGCUACUGUAAUUUUCAAGGAGCAGUUGAAGCACUUUAUUUUUGCCCACUGAAAAGAAUCUGAAUUAUUAACUGUAAACCUCAGAGUUUAAUAUUGACCAUAGUUAAUAGUUUGGAGUCAGGAUAUGAAGCCCGUCAGACUUCUUUGUUCUAUGUUUUUGUGUACCUGACGGUGCACAAUUGCAACGUUCAAUAGCGUUCCUAUCAUUUUAACAUUACUGACCAAUAAACACUUCGCGUAAAUUUACUCAGUCACAAUUUGCCAACAGAAAACAAAGGAUUGUGUACCUUCACGGAGCUUCCAACAUAAACUGCAGCACCGUGGUUUUAUCUUUGAUGCUUGUUGUGAUUCAUAAAGCGUCUCCUCUAGUAACUAUGUUUUGACUUAGAGCGCUUUUCAAUUGAGUGUCGAAAACCAAAACCAAAGUAAUCACAACUGCCUAUCAGAGUAAAGGAAAUUAUCAGAGGAAGCCAAUGGCAACCUCGAAGUAAACGCGUGUAACCGGCCUGUAGCGCGGGAAAACGCGAGUGACCAAGGAGCGAUUGGUUUUAGUUUACAUCUCAUUGGCUGAGAGGGUGGCGCGAGUUUUCUAGACCAAUCAAACAGCGCAGUAAAGCAAAACCAAUUCAAUCCUGGAUUACUUUCAACACUCAAUUGAAAAUUGCUCUAAUACCAUUGCAGUUUACUCAAUACCAGUGUAGGGUAAAUAGUUAAGUAUUGAGUAAGGCCGUUUUAUGGUUCAUGGAUUGAUUUAUCUCCCAGCUGGUACACAAGCAGUGGUUUGUCAAUUUUGCAGGCCGUACUGAACUGUAUGGCCUGCUAAAUUUUGAAAAUUUUCUUUCCUGCGCGUCCGAUUAACAUCAUAUCGUAAUUAUCGUACUAACGGGAAAAAAAAAAUCGGUCUGUAACAUACAGUGCGGACCUCAAACUGGGUUGGUAAGAGGUACAUACAUGUAUUUCACAAGUGAGUUUCAUAUUUAUGAUUAAAAUCUGAAUUAUUCUUAGUGACAUACAACUGUUUUUUUUCAAAAAUGAAAUCUUUACUAAGAUUUAUUUUUUGCCUUUUAUAGGAGUUCAUCGUGAGAGUGGGCGAGAUGUGGCUAUCAAAGUUAUUGAUAAACUUCGUUUCCCCACCAAACAGGAAGCUCAGUUAAAGAAUGAAGUCGCGAUUCUCCAGGCUAGUAGCAAUAAGCUGCAAUUACACCUCCGAAUUUCUACAUUGCCCUUAAAUAAAUGCCGAGAGACAACUGAAAGUAAACUGAUGGCUAAAAUGGCAAUGCUUUGCAUCCCAGGUCACUCUGUAGCUUGAAUGUAGUACAUUGAAGGGGCUAUUUCAAUCUAUUUGCUAUAUUCUUGAUAGUUAAAACUUUUUUUCACAUCAAUUGAGUUAGUAAAGUAAUGGUCCAGUGUUACUAUUUAAGAUAAUACUUAGGUAUUGAAACGUUUUCUGUCGUCUACUGCAACGGAUGGCGAGGCCGAUGGACAUAGAUUGAGACUGAAGUUUUAAUGCGAUGCCUACAAAAAUUAUCGAAAAAAUUAUUAUGCUUUAUGCCCUCUGACGAAUAUCGCACUCCCCUCAUUGAUGUAUCUGUGGAUGAGUGCCGAUGUUCGACAAACUCUUCUUGAUUGCGCUUACUUACCUAUUCAGUCGGAAGAUUUAGCAAAGACAACGCCACGACUGUUUGGACCGCGUGCGCGGAUCUUAAAGCCGACUUGACCAAUCACGAAGCAGCAAAUUGAUUACCAGAAGUCGCGUUCAAUCCUGAUCUAGCACCAAGAUCUCGUCUUAUCUUGUCGCCUUUUUCGUUUUCUUAUUUGACGUUGCGUUGUCUUUACAAAAUCUGCCUAUUAUUAACUUGAAAGAUCAGGAACUGUUUGCUUGAUUAUUGGUGCCGCCUUUUUGAAGAUUAUUGUCAACCUCAUCCCUAGGCCAGAAGCGCUGUGCGAGUGAGCGCAGGAGGCUUGGCAACGAACGCGAUGGCGCGCUCGUUCCAGGCGAAUUCACUCGACACGCUUAACGGGUGACGUCAUAUCCGAACUCGCCAAGGGCAACUGGGAACGAGGCUGCUUUUUUCCGUGAGGUUGCCGUACGCGGCGUAGUGCUGCUGAUUGUGGGUUUGUAUUGAUGACUGUUACCGGCGCGGAAACCCACGGAAUAGCCAAAAAGCUUUGACUAGAAGUGUAGCUUGGGAUCGGCAUGUCAAGUAACUAGUUUGUAUUUAUUUUACAGCACGUUAAACAUCCCGGUGUUGUGGGCUUAGAGAAAAUGUUCGAGACACCUGAAAGAGUAAGUAUGUUCAGGAAAACUCAUCAUCAUACAUCACCAUACCCAAACACAAUGAAACAUGAAAUUGCAUAAAGCAAAGAUGAAUGCGCCACUUUAUAAGCGACCAGGGGACUGGAGCCGAAAUUUUGCUCCGCGAUUGUUUCUGGGAUUGUUACUUGGGAGGCGCCAGUCAGCUAUUGGCCAAUUUUUUCUCCCUGUCUACAGCAACCCCAGAGGUCUUUGCGAAAGUGAACUCGUCCCAGUUUCCUUAUUGUUCAACCCUCUAAGUCCCAAGAGUGACCAAAAUCAAUUUGCCCCUAACAAUAUCCAAUCAAUUAAGGUUUCUGGAAAACUGCCCACCCAGCCCUCCCCUAACCCAACAUUUUGCCCUAAGUGAGAAGUGAGUGUUAAUGUUGACUUAGGGGAGGGGUAGGUGGGCAGUUUCCCAGAUACCUAAAUUGACCCACAAUAUCAAUACAUAGUAAAGAGGAAAUGUUGCAAGAAUUAAUAAAGUGAUCAGCUAACAGAAAAUGCUUUGAUAUUCAAAACAAAUCCUCUUAGGUAAUUGUCAAGGAAAUAUGUGGAGAUCGGUCUGGAGAAUUUGGUUUUUGAUACUGGAGCUAAAAGGGGUUAAAAACCACAACAAGUAGACUUCUCAACGAUGCAUUUGGCGAGAGCUCCUCUAAUAUUAGCGGUAAUCAUCUUGUUUGUCUGGUUUAGGUAUUUGUCGUCAUGGAAAAAAUGAAAAGUGACAUGUUGGAGCUUAUCUUGUCAAGUCCUAAAGGCCGACUAGACGAAAGAUUCACAAAAUUCCUUAUAACUCAGGUACGAUAAAGGACGAUAGACUCCCCAGACCAGUCCUAUGGAGUGUUUUCACUCACGUGGCCAGCAUCUAUGCAAAUUUAUUGGAACAAAAGAAAGCGUUUGCAUAAGAAAAAAGUUCAACUCCCAGAGGAUUGGUUUGGGACACCAACAUGGCCGCCGUUUCAUUGUUUUGGGACACCAAUAUGGCCGCCGUGACGUCAUGUGAAAACACUCUAUAGUGGUGUGCCUCGAUACUAUACUGAGACUACCAACCCGAUCUGACGCUUAAGGAAUUUUCUUUGUCUCGCGCUCAUGGCACGACGAGUAUCACAUUCUUAUAUAUUUCCUCUCACUCUUGAUAAUGAUCAGUAGGAAGAAAUAGGGAACUUAAGCAACAACGAGGGCUACGGCUACGAAAACGUCGCUUAAAAAGUGGAUUCGCGCAACUUCAAACUUUAUCGCACUUAUUCCAACUCGUUCAAUUCGUCAAAUGUUGGCAAAUUUUUGGUAGGGUUAAAUACUAAGAGACUGUAUCAAAAUUAAGGAAAACUGAGAUAAAGAGAGUGAUUGUCGUGUGUUCCCGUCCUCGGCUCAACGUGAAAUUCGGCACUUUCACGUUGUAGUCGCGUAGCGACGGCAAAGAAAUGUACAAAAAAGGGUGACGCUCGUGCAAAGUUGUUGUUUUGCUAUUCUGAACCUAUUGCAUUUCUGCUGUUCUCGUUACCGUCACCGUCGUUGCUUAAGCUCCCUAAUGAUACACUGGAACGUAAAAAAUAUUUGCGUCGAGACAUUUCAGCCAAAUCACUUGGCUUUCAUCACUCGAAAGUUAAUUCAAGGUUACAUAGCGGUCGUGUGACCUCAGGUCGGUCACGUGAUAGAAGAAUUGCAUCAUGGAUGUUUGUUAGUUCUAGCCAACCAUCGCCGCUAACAGAGGGACGUGUUCUUUUAAUAUCCACAGCCUCCUAGAUCUUCCUUUUCAGGGUGUUGUCUUCCGCGAGUAUAAUCUUCACGUUACAAGAUGUGAUGGGAUGACCUGAUGUAGAGCAAUGUUCUUGUAUUGCAGACGACGUUUUAGGUCAUGACGAAAUAUAUCGAGCUGGUGGUGGAUCCAGGGGAGGGGCCUGCCCCCCCGUCCCCGCUUAUUUUUAGACCAAACUGAGACCUUAUUUGAAGGUCUGGAUUUGCUACUGUAAGCAUGAGACGUAGUGUUUCAUCACCAGAUGAAACACGGAGAAGAGAGUUGAAAAUACGUUGGCAACGGAGUAUUUUUUACGAACUUCUUCUGGUGAUGAAACACUGUGUCGAAUGCUUGAUAUAACUUCUCCAAAAAAUUUAUUUUAGAAGGAGAAAUUAAGAAUGCAAAAAUGAGCAGUUUUUCAUCUGAUUUCCGAACACUCAUUAAACAUGAUAAUGAUGUUCGAAUCAUCGAAACUUCUUAAGUUUCAAAUUUUCUUGCUGACUGCUUCAACAAGCAACUGACCAUAGCGUCUCCUUUGGUAUUGCAGAUUUUAGUAGCUCUGAAAGAUCUUCAUGCCAGAAACAUCGUUCACUGUGACCUAAAGCCCGAGAAUGUGUUACUAUCUUCAGUUACCAAUGAAUGUGGCUAUCCUCAGAUUAAACUGUGCGACUUCGGUUUCGCUCGUAUAAUCGAAGAGAAGUCGUUCCGUCGAUCUGUGGUCGGAACACCAGCUUACCUUGCACCCGAGGUCCUGCUUAAUAAGGGGUACAAUAGAUCGCUGGAUAUGUGGUCGGUUGGUGUCGUCUUGUAUGUAAGGUAGGCCUCGAUAUUACUGUGCCGUGGAUUAGUAAAAGUCAAGAGCACAGUUAAUCGGAACUCAUAGUUGUUAUUUCUGAAAAUUUUUUUCAAGUCGGUAAAAGUAAGGUGAAGUUAGCAUGCCGACAGCCGCCCCUACCCUUAAACAAAAUCGGGGAUUUUUUAUAAGAGAGGUAGGGUGGAGAUGGGGGCUGUAAAAAGGCUAGGUUGAGUCUGCAUUCUAGCCAAGUGGCUCACCAGGCCGGAGCGUAAUCCGGUUUUGCAAGUAUUAAACGACUAAGGAUAUUUCAAUCCCCUCGGUCGGGUUGCCUAUGCUUGUACUGAUAAAUACAGCUGGGUUCACUCUGGGGGUUGAAGUGUCUUGCCCAAUGAGUGAUGAUACAGCACAAUGUCCCUGCAAAGUCUAGUGCACUUGGUACUGGGUCAAAGCGCCUCAGAUCCUUAUAGUUGUGGAGGAAGCAUGGUCGAGCGGUUAUAGCGCUUAAAUUGUAAUGCGGAGUCCCCGAGUUCAAUUUCCUCCUUAACUGCUAGCUGGAUUUGUUCUCAACAGUUCCGAGUUCAACUUUUUAGUCACAUCUGUAAAUAGCCAACUGGUUUGCCUCUGGCCAUUGGGAUUCUUAACCUGGUGGGCCACAAAGAAAACCUUUGGUUCGCUAGUGAAUGUGUUACCGCUUUUCAAGUUAGGGUUUUUAAGUCAGGGUAUAGUUACCCUAUUUAGAGGUGUUCUUUACUUUUUUCUUCAGUUUAAGUGGUACUUUCCCGUUUAACGAAGAAGAAGAUAUACAAGAUCAGAUUCACAAUGCUGAGUUCAUGUACCCAUCGGAUCCAUGGCUGGAGAUUUCAGCUAAUGGUUUGUGAAAUUAUAUAGACAUCAUGAAGCGUCCACUCUCUCGGUCCUAUAAAUCUCUUUUUCUCAGUGUCGCAGUGUCAGUGUUCGUAUCGUUAUUUAAUAUUGUUUUGUGCCAGACAGUGAUCCCUAAUUGCACAGAAAAUUUUUCGCUUCCACUUCAUUUCGAUUACGAAAACGUUUGAACACUGUCCCAGUGCGGCAGUCUUCAAAACUGCUGUCUGGUGGUUGAAAUGCACCGUUUCAUGGCUAGUCAGCGAGAAUGAUGCUUUCACAAGCAAAAGCGCAUUAAUUUAGACGAAUGGUAGUUUCCUACGCAGCCCGUAAUUUGUGACGCCACGCCACGCUCUUCCUGACAACGGCUGCGCGAGAGAUUAAACGAAUAGUUCGGGAUGUGCGUCCAGUAACUCUCCCCCACCCUUUUUUAGUUUCAGCUCCGUCCUCACACACUCUCUCUUUCAUUUUUGUAAAGUGCAUCCUAUAGAGUUGUGUCUAUUGAUCUUGGCCGUCGCUACCCCCCUCCCCCCCGAUCCAUCCACUUCCCCAAAUAAUCCCAUAAGUUAUUGCGCGGCUUCUUUCCACCCAGGAUUCGACUCUUUUCCAGUAUAUUAUUAGUUCUCUGAAUCUUACCCAGGGUUCCCCGGGGUGUCUUGUUAACUGACUGGUCGUUGGGGAAAAAAGUGGAAGUGGAAUCGGGAAGAAAAUGAUUGGUCAUCCUAUUAUAUUGCUGUUUGGUCUAACACCAACUGAUUUGGUGUUCCAAUUGUGUGUUUCACCGGCUAACUGUCGCCAUUUGCGUCCAUGGCAAAGUCGCGUUGCCUUUAAUUCAAUUUUAUUAUACAGUGGAACUUCCUUAAGCGGCCACCCAAGAUGUCGUGAAUUGUCGGACACUUAAAGGGACUGUGUCACGGCAGUCCACUUAUUUUGUUUAAUUUUGCCAAUUUCUCCCCCUCAGUAGCUAUGGAACUUAAAGUAAGCAAAGAAACUACAUGUAAAUGACAAAAUCAGAGAUCCUAGACAAACAAAUAUGUCUCUUGAGCAUUAUUUUGAAGUUGCAAGCAGCAGGGAUCAACUUUAAAAAACUGUAAGGCUGAACAGUUUUCAAAAACCCUAAUUUCAAUCCGUUUCACUCCUCUUCAGUUUAGCCCAUCCGUGGCAACUGUUGUUUCUGAUAUGUUAUUUUAACCUUCCUUUAAAGUUUUAAGCGGUUAUUUUUAUGUUUCUCUUAAUUUAACGGGCAUUUUGUAAUUUCCUAAUUUGGCUGACUUUCGUGACACAGCACCUUUAAGGGAGGCGGUCCUUUUACGAGAGGUUCCAACUAUAGAGUCAUGGUCUUUUAUGAGAAAUGGUCCCUUAAAAUGGUUUUUCAACUGUCUUUGUACUGAAACGUCUUGUAUGAAUAUCAGAUGAGGUCAGUUCAUGUUGCAACAAUAUCUUCUUUUUCUUUCCAGGUAUUGACUUAAUUAAAAACCUCUUACAACUCCAACAACGCUGUCGAUUCACGUGCGAUAAGUCGCUCAUUCACGCGUGGCUCCAGGUAAAUAACCACCACGUAAUUCUCUGUCAAUAGUAGGGAGCUUAAGCAACAAAGACGGCGACGGCUACAAAAACGUCACUUAAAAAGUGAAUUUGCACCGCUUCAAACUUUAUCGCGCUUAUUCCAUCUCGUUUACUUCGUCAAAUGUUGGCAAAUGUUUUUGGAGUUGAAUUCUAAACGACUGUAUCAAAGUUCAGGAAAAGAAAAGAAAGUUGUUGUCUUGUGUUCCCGUCCUCGACAAAACGUGAAUUCAGGCACUUUCACGUUGUAGUCGGGCAACGACGGCACGGAAAUGUACAAAAAAAAGCGUGAUGCACGUGCAUUGUUGUUGUUUUACUAAUCAAACCUAUUGCUUUUUGGCCGUUUUCGUUGCCGUCCGCGUCGUCGUUGCUUAAGCUCUCUAGUUAUAAUGAACUGUUACUUCAAAGCUUACUGGGCUAACCAAUUCUGAUUGUUGAUCAUAUGUAGAAUUCUGUUCAUUGAAAAGUGAACACUUAUUAGUUCCUCAAUAUAGAUGUCAAUCAGAGGGUUUUUUGCGUGACGCGCUGUCCGUUUUCGGUAGAAAAGAAAAGGGUGCUUUGGGUGUCACUUCUCGUUAAAAAUGCACUUUAUUUUAGUGCCGAUGCGUUUAGCUCGAAAGUACUAAUUGGGGACACUAUUUUUACGUUCCCUAUUGGAGACGGGACCACCAUUUCACGUGGUCAUCCGAGCCACACGAAGGUGUAGCCGCUGGCAUUGCAAAGGUAGUACCUUCAUUUCUCAGUUAUUUUGAGACUCCGAGUGUUGGUUCGGUCGCGAAGUCUAACCCGCGACCUCCCGCUAUGCAAUCAGGCGCUCUACGGUCUGAGCUAAUCCUGCGGCGAUUAACUGUUUUUGAGCGAUGAAGUAUGUUGCACCGGUAACUAACCACUCAUUGAACUGAGUGUUCAAAGCAACUUCCUUCUUUGAAAUCAUCGUAUUCUUUUUCAGGACUUCCAGACCUGGCUGGACUUGAGGAGUCUGGAAGGUGCUGUUGGCGAGCGUUACCUUACACACGAAAGCGAUGACGCCAGAUGGCAAGAGUACAGUGAACAACUCCAAGCCAGUCAACACAGAGAACCAGCGCGGGAAACAACGCGGCCGACCAAUAACAGAUUUUUCCCGCCAAUGUCACCAACAGAACGCAGGCUGCAAACGAGUAUAAGCUUUUUGUGAGACAGCUGUGCUCGCAUUUUUAAUGAAUUGGUAUUAAUGUAAGGGGAUUUAAACGUUUUAUCGCUCAGGAGACAGGCAACUUUAGUGGUAUGAUCUAAGCCUUUCGCUGUCAAGGCAAAAAUUGAGAACAGAGAUGUGGCUUCUACUGUUGUUUAAGUGGAUGAAAUCCUUAAGUGUGAUCACUCAAAUGAAAGCUAGUGAGCAGACCUUUCCUCUGGUGCUGUUUGUUAUGCUGUACAAGGUGGUUCUAACUUUUGAGUGUGUGGCUUAAAUCCUAUUGUGUGACUAUUGUGUGGUCAUAGAUAAAAACAUUCUUGUGCAACGAAAUGAAUUGAAACAAUUAAUAUUUACGGUCUGGCAAAGCCUUAUGGCCAGAACUUAAAGCUUGCGUAGAACAGCUUCCCUAAAAUCACUUUUGAGCGAAAACGUACGGGGAGCGGGGAGGGUGGGUUGGAAUUUUAUCUACGCGAUUUUAUAUUUUUCCGUAAAUUCACCUUAAAAUGUUCGAUGUUGCAAUUGUAAUAAUAGGUAAUUAAGUAAUGAAUUAAUUCCAAAACGCCAAGUUACCCAACAAUAUUGUAUUUUAUCAAAUUUGUCAGUGAAUAAUUUUAAGAACAGCAACGUAGUAACAAACGUAAGUUAUUUGUAGUUUUGUCUUUAAAAGAAGAUGAGCAAUUUCACGUUUUUGUACAGUUGAAGAAGGGUGUAGGAAUUUUCCUGACAGUGGAAAACGUAUUAUUACUAAAGGAACUUUUUGUUCGCCUCAUGGAAGGGAUUCCAAGACAGUUGGAUUCUGGAUUCCACGCGGUGGAUUCCGGAUUCCAGGUACUUGCAGGUGGAACUUGGAUUCCGGAUUCCAAUCGUUAAUGGCAUUCCGGAUUCCUUAAGCUGUAUUCUGGUUUGCAAAGCUCAGGAUUACGGAUUCCACUAGCAAAAAUGUCCUGGAUUCCGGAUUACACAAGCAAAAUUUAUCGGAAUCCGGAAUCCGCAUUCCCCUACACAGGGCGAUUUUAUCCACCAGCUCCAAUAUUGUGAAGCGUAUAGGUUGAGAAAACCUUUUCUGCGAACUCGUUUUGGCGCGUGUGAACCUCUUAAAACCAUAUUGACAGAGUUUGGUAAACUAAUUUGGUAUGUUGGUGCAGUGUAUUGUUCAACUAACGUUCCUACGCGAGAAGACUACACGGUCAUUUGCUUACCUGUAAAUCCUAUGCAAUUUGGUCAAACGGUAGGGGUUUUUAGUACCAUAGAAUGUGAUAAAUAUCACAAACGUUUUUCUUACUGAUGUUAUGACCGUAGUUGUCUUUAUGGUUGUGUUUGGUAAUUUUUUUUAUGAAAUUACCCAUAUUGCUAUGCGUCGCGAAGGAUUUUCGACAUUUGAUGUACUAAAAUUCAUACUUGUCUUCGAGGUUUGGGGCCGAUAAAACAAACAAAAAAACGGUCGUGAAGUUCAGAGGUAAAUAACAAAUUCGCCUAAGCCUCAGAACUAAGCUUAAAUUUUAAUAUAAACUGGUCUUUUGAAAUAGCUGUAUGCGAAGAUCAUGCCUGCUAACAGUAGAGUCGAAACCGGUUUGUCGAGUAAAUACGGCAUAACGUUUAGUUAGAGUACCGAGGCGCAAUGGGGGGAUAUGGAACUAAUACAUAAUGGCUUUUUCAAUUCACGCCCAUCAAGGCAGACCUUUCUUUUAAGAGAUUGAAGCCAAAUUAAAGCUACAGUAAAACAAGCCACAAAAACAUGCAAUUUGUUUUGCAAUAUUGCUGCAAAACGAGCUAAAAAGCUAUCUUGCGCGUUUUACCAACCGCGAUCAAAAAUGUCUUGCGACUAAUCAAGUUUUUACAAGUUGCGUGAAUACUAAGUUCAGAUAAAGUUUAGUUAGAGUACCAUCGAAUUACGCGGGAGUUACGCCACAUACGGGAGUUUGGUCAGUUUGGUUGAAAAAGUUAGCCUUGAACCGGUAAAACGCGCUAAGGUAACUACAGAUUUUGUAGCAAAACUAGAACUACACUCUACCGUCUGCAACAACCUGAUUUGUUGCAAGAUAGGUUUGAUUCGAGGGUGGUAAAACGCGCAAUAUCGCUAUCCAACUCGUUUU
Molecule: messenger RNA, 25683 nt
Organism: Porites lobata
Lineage: Eukaryota; Metazoa; Cnidaria; Anthozoa; Scleractinia; Poritidae
Source: the annotation of a GenBank genome assembly